Gongylonema pulchrum is the source of this 198-nucleotide messenger RNA. The record is from the annotation of a GenBank genome assembly. NCBI's taxonomy places the organism in Eukaryota, Metazoa, Nematoda, Chromadorea, Rhabditida, Gongylonematidae.
AUGGUUUUGCGAAAGAUGUUACAGGACAGGUACUACGGAAUUUUAUUGCGUCCAAGUACGAGUAUAUUUACUAUGCCUAGACUACGUAUAUUAGAAAGAAAUGGUGAAGCACCGUAUGCGGAAAGUAUUUUCAACUAUCAUUUGAGCGACCGAUCAGUACGACUGUUUUUGCCUGGAAUGUCACGGCCACAAUUAUAG